Messenger RNA from Knipowitschia caucasica, 1506 nucleotides. NCBI's taxonomy places the organism in Eukaryota, Metazoa, Chordata, Actinopteri, Gobiiformes, Gobiidae. The record is from the annotation of a GenBank genome assembly.
AUGGUGGGCGAUGCUGACUCAUGGUUGCAUCAGUUCAAAGUGUUGUGGUGCGUCACACUUCCUUUCUCACACACAACAUUCCCAGAAGACACACAAACCAGCAAACAGGAAGUGACCCCCUGGUCUGCUGCGCUGUCAUGGCAACAAGGAACACUGAGGGGACAGACGACAGAGGAGGAACCAGAGGAGGAACCAGAGGAGGAACCAGAGGAGGAACCAGAGGAGGAACCAGAGGAGGAACCAGAUGGGGAACCAGAGGAUGAACCAGACGAGGAACCAGAGGGGGAACCAGAGGAGGAACCAGAGGAGGAACCAGAGGAGGAAACAGAGGGGGAAACAGAGGGGGAACCAGAGGGGGAACCAGAGGAGAAACCAGAGGAGGAACCAGAGGAGGAACCAGAGGAGGAACCAGAGGAGGAACCAGAGGGGGAACCAGAGGAGGAACCAGAGGGGGAACCAGAGGGGGAACCAGAGGGGGAACCAGAUGGGGAACCAGAGGAGGAACCAGAGGAGGAACCAGAGGAGGAACCAGAGGAGGAACCAGAUGGGGAACCAGAGGAGGAACCAGAGGGGGAACCAGAGGGGGAACCAGAUGGGGAACCAGAGGAGGAACCAGAGGAGGAACCAGAGGGGGAACCAGAGGAGGAACCAGAUGGGGAACCAGAGGAGGAACCAGAGGAGGAACCAGAGGAGGAACCAGAGGAGGAACCAGAGGGGGAACCAGAGGAGGAACCAGAUGGGGAACCAGAGGAGGAACCAGAGGAGGAACCAGAGGAGGAACCAGAGGGGGAACCAGAGGAGGAACCAGAGGGGGAACCAGAGGAGGAACCAGAGGAGGAACCAGAGGGGGAACCAGAGGAGGAACCAGAGGGGGAACCAGAGGAGGAACCAGAGGAGGAGCCAGAGGGGGAACCAGAGGAGGAACCAGAGGGGGAACCCAAGGAGGAACCAGAGGAGGAACCAGAGGGGGAACCAGAGGAGGAACCAGAGGGGGAACCAGAGGAGGAACCAGAGGAGGAAACAGAGGGGGAACCAGAGGAGGAACCAGAGGAGGAACCAGAGGAGGAACCAGAGGAGGAAACAGAGGGGGAACCAGAGGAGGAACCAGAGGGGGAACCAGAGGGGGAACCAGAGGAGGAACCAGAUGGGGAACCAGAGGAGGAACCAGAGGAGGAACCAGAGGAGGAAACAAAGGAGGAACCAGAGGAGGAACCAGAGGAGGAAACAGAGGGGGAACCAGAGGAGAAACCAGAGGAGGAACCAGAGGGGGAACCAGAGGAGGAACCAGAGGAGGAACCAGAGGGGGAACCAGAGGAGGAACCAGAGGGGGAACCAGAGGAGGAACCAGAGGGGGAAAUAGAGGAGGAACCAGAGGAGGAACCAGCGAUCACGUCAACAAGGAAUACUGAAGGAACAGAGGACAGAGGGGGAACCAGAGGAGGAACCAGAGGUGGAACCAGAGGAGGAAACUCCUCUGGUGUCGUCUCAAAAAAAAGCUGUUGUUAG